AGGAGUGUCCUCACAACCACUGAACCGGCAUAUGAAUGCACUAGUUAGUUCAGCCCUGCCAGCAAACAACUGUGUGUCCUUGUCAGAGAGUGUGUGUAUAAGCCGUGGAGGAGCAAAUAUCUCUUUGGUACAUUAUGUUGUCUUUGGGAUAGUUGGACAGUUGCUGCUUCCUCUACCUCUCGGGCUGGACUGCGGUGCAUUGACGUCGGCUCGCCCUCCCCUGCCCCCUCGCCCCCCAGCCAUGGCCUCACGCAUUGGCAUGCGGAUGCAGCUGAUGCGAGACCAGCUGCAGCAAGAGGAGCAGCGGGAGAGGCAGCAGUUACAGCAGAUCCAGCUGCAGCAGCAGCAACAGCAGCAGAAUGCAGCCAUGCAAUACAUGCAGCACUGCAUGGCUAUGCCUCCUGCACCCACACCAGCCAUCAAUGCCCCGCAGCAUCACCAAAGCAUGCAGGUCCCUGUGGAGGUUCUUAAGGUACAGACCCAUCUGGAGAAUCCUACGGAUUACCACAUCCGUCAGUCUCGGAGGCAACAGGUGAAAGAAUACCUCUCAACCACAUAUGCCACCAAACAGACGGUCCACGCAGUAGUGGGGCCAGUGCAGCCCUCUCCUCCGACAAACAUGGGUCCUACAGGUGGUUCAGCGUCCGCCCCCCCACCCCUACGCUCCCCACACAUGCGCACCGAGCAGCUCAUGUCAGGGAACAGCGCCCCAAACAGCCCCAUGGCCAUGCUCAACAUCGGCUCCAGCCACGAGACAGAGAUGGAUGAGGUCAUUGAUGACAUCAUCAGCAUGCAGUCGAAUUACGAUGAUAUUCAGGCCUACAUUGACCCAAUCCAGAUGCCAAACACACUCCCACUCUCUAGCAGCCACCUGGAUGUGUAUACAGGGCCGGGAAUGAAGGGUCCAGCCAUUGCUAUGACUAGUAACUCCUGUCCUGCCAACCUUACCAUCAAACGAGAACUGACAGGAACAGAAGCCCGUGCGAUGGCCAAGGAGAGACAGAAGAAAGACAACCACAAUCUGAUUGAAAGGAGGAGGAGAUUCAACAUCAAUGAUCGUAUUAAAGAGCUGGGCACCAUGAUCCCCAAAACCAAUGACCUUGACGUGCGCUGGAAUAAAGGCACUAUACUGAGGGCGUCUGUCGAGUACAUCAAGCGCAUGCAGAAGGACGCGCAUAGGUCCAGAGAGGUGGAAAACAACUUCAAAAGGAUGGAGAUGGCCAACAAACAAAUGAUGCUACGCAUUCAGGAGUUGGAGAUGCAGGCUCGUUUACAUGGUCUGCCCAACAACUCUCCAUCAGCCCUGAACCCCACUGACCUGAUGUCUUCUUAUAUAAAACAAGAGACCAGCCCCGAGGACAACCUCGCUCACACAAUGGCACAAGCCCACCACCAGCCCCAGCACCUGCCCCAGAACCAGGCUCACCCCCAGGCCCAGCAGCACCACUUCCUCCAACAGAACCACCUCCACUCCCAGGGCCAGGUUCAGCAGCAGCCAAGGCAGCUGCCGCCACUUCCCCAUCACCUGCAGCAGCCCCAACAACCCAUCCAGUACCCGGCCGUAGGCAGCUCCCAGCCCUUUGACUUUACCCAGUCGCUGGACUUGUGUGAUGGGAUACCCGGCUUCUCAGACGGCAUGUCGGGGCUGGGCGACCUGGGCGGUUUGGAUGUCCAGGGCAGGAGAGACGCGCUGGGCUUCCUGAUGAUGGACGAGCCCUUGUCUCCUAUGGGAGGAGACCCGCUGCUCUCCGCAAUGUCCCCUGAAGCCUCGGUUGACUCCAGCCGCAGAUCCAGCUUCAGCAUAGAGGAUGGAGACAUACUGUAGACACACACACACUCACACAAACACAUGCACAAGCACAUGCUAAAGUUUUAAAAUGUAAAACAGCAUCAAAAGUGACACAUUUACAGCACAUAUGACAGAAAGGAUUCAGCCACCAUACAAGACUUUAUUCACCCGGCACAAACUACACACUUCACACAAUUUGAACAUGACACACAUUUGUGGUACAAUUUCCAUUUAUUUCCCCGUAACGGCACGAGCAAAAGAAGGCACAGUGCCGUCAAUCAUUUCAAAAAAAAAUCUGUAUCCUGUAAACGUUUGUGCACACACACACCAAUGCAUGUGAGCUUGAAACGUUGCAGCAACACUCCUCGUCAGGAGUUAAAUUGAACACUUGGCCUUGUUUCUGUAAAGAUGGCUCUGAAUCAUAAUUAAACAGGGGACACAAGCAGCAGUUAAUUAGAUUAAAGUUAUCAGAUACAAGGACAACUGAGCGCAUUGUCUCACAUUGACAAGUUAUUUUCUCCUUACAUCAACCUCUUUUACGAACCAUCAAUGAUUAAAUGAGCGAUAGUGAAUAAAAUGGAAAUAUCUUUACGGUCCUGCAUGCAUAAUUUAUCUGAAGGGGGUGCAGUCAAGUCAUUUUGUUCCCCUUCCUCAAUCUGUUAUUCCAGUGAUGACUUAGGCUGUAGCAGCAGCUGUUUGACAAAGAUCUGUGUUAGCCUGCUAAACUAAAUGGUAUUCCUCCAAUGACCACAUUGGGAAACAUUAUAAAACUCAUAGAAGAAGGUAUAUAAUCCAGCUUUUUUAGCAAAGCCCCUUUAAUUUAUUGCAUCUACCCCACCUCCAGCUAUAGUUGUUGUCUUCUCACUAACACACACAGCUGUCUCCCAGUUCUACACCUUUAGCCUUGACACUGUCAUGACCUUUACUGUGCAGAGAGUAGAGAAAAAUGUUGGAUGUUCUUCAGAAUGCAGCAUGUCGUCCAAAACAGUGAGGUGUCAAAAUACUCAGGUACUGUAACACAACACACAAGCCGAAUCAGAUUUAAGCAGAAGCAGAUGUUAACCUGAACGGUGUCCAGCUCAUAACCCCUAUCAAUGUGCCUUUUCAUUUUCGCAGCUGCUGCUCUUCAAUGGGAUGUUUUUAUAUGUUGGGGAUCACGGCCAGGGUUUAGAUUUAAUAUUAACUUUAAUUAUGCCUGUAAAUGCUUUAGAGUUUGCUACUGUACCAUCCAUACCUCGGUCGUAGCCGGAGAUAAACAUCUCCUCUUUUUUCUCACUGAUUUCCUUUGAAGGGCCCUGCUUGCAUGAGAAGCCCGGGUGAAUGAAAUAUAUAGUGACAGUGUUUAAUACUGAAAAGAGAAAGAGAUAGUUUGUCUCGGCUGACUGUAGAAUUAGACUUAUCUUCACUGAAAACACAGCAUCAGCAUACACUUGCAUGCAUCCACGUUCUCACACAGUUCACAAACAUGCAGGUGCUCACCUUGUACACAAACAUGCGUUCUCAUACUCACAUACAAUACACACCUUGAGGCUGUUUCAAAUCAGCAUGUGAACAAGUCUCCUGUGCUUCAGCCUCUCCCCUGACGAGAGGAGUGAAGCUGCCAACUGCAGAGGUAAAACUCAGGUCUGCUGCUGAAACUGCCACCUAAAGGGAAGUGUUAUCCCACUGGCUAGUGUUCACAGUGAUGGUCGGGGAAGGCCGAGGUGGACCUGAGUAGUAUCUCUGUUGGUGGACAUGGGGCUUGGCUUUGAUUUGAUUAUAGCUUAUGAUCAGUACUGAUAAGGUAGGAACAGUAGAAAAAGAAAAAAAGGUUAAUGGCGAUUUUUUUUGGGAUUAAAAUAAGUAUUUGUUUUCUUUAUUAUAGUUUGUUGUUUAUUUUAUUUACGAAAGCACUGGAAACUAUAUUACUGUUUUGACUUUGUACAUGGAAGAAUUGUGGAAUAAGAUUUAUUUCAGAUGUAUGCCACUAAGCCACUUAAAUGUAUUUACUGGUAUUUGUUGUUUUAGUUUUAUUUCAAUUUUAUUCCAAACUACCCCUCGAGCCAUUUUCAGUAAGCUCACUGUAUAGGCACACACAAGAGUGGAGAGCCGUUUAUAAACUUCCAGAUUUCAACUGACUUUAGAGAGAUUAAGAGAUUAUGUACAUUUACGAUGUCAUUUUUAUAUCAUUUGGUUUUUAUUUUUCUCUCUAUUUUAACUUUGAACUUUGGAGCCAACUUGAUUAUUUGUUUUGAUUGAAUUCAAAUUUGCUCAUUUUUUUGAAUGUAAGAUUCACCAGUGGUUCUGGUCAGACCGAAGCAGGUCGGCGGUUUCGCCAUGCCUCCUACUUGCAUGGCUUUGGUUUCCAUGGAGACUGGAUGUCGACUGACUUCAUAUAAACUCUGAGCCCAGGAGUUGUGGUUGCCAUGGCGUAGCAUCACUGACUCUGCAUUGGUCUCUGCCUGUCUGCCAGAGUCGUGCCUUUCCCCACCAGCCACAGUUUGACUGUUGUUGUACACUCACACAGACAACACUCCAAAGAGCUGCUGAGGCCUCCUCUACUCUUCCACUAGAGGGUGCUGCAGAGCAAAAUACACAGGGAAAAGUGGUUCUGAUUUUACUGAGAAUAUAAAAGGUUUUACCAGAAUCCAUACACUGGCUUUUGGCGUUUUUUUUAUUGAUGUGACUUGAGAAAUGUGCCUGUGUGUCUGUGUGCAUGCGUGUCUGUGGCCUUAUAUUAAAUGGAGGUGGAAAACAAUGUCUACAUCCACUCAAAAUGAUGUGCAUUUGGUCUUGUUAUUAAGAUUAAAUGGAUGUUGGACCUUCACUGUGCAGAAUGAUGUACGUACAGAGUUGAUACUAGACUGCUGAAGUGGCAACGUUUCUCAGUGCUCACCUUAAAUCUCAGACAACACAUGUAUAAGCAUGAUUUUGUGUUACAACAUCAAGUUUGGCGAUCACUGCAUGAGAUUUACACAAGUGUGAUGUGGGAAUUUAAAGCCUUGAGUGCAAAAACACUAGUGAGGGGGACUUUUGUGAAGGAGACAUCUAUUUCCGGCCAUUCAUCUUUAAAAAUGAAGAACAUUUACAUAUUUAUUAAUAAAAUCUGGAUUACA
This is a messenger RNA of Eleginops maclovinus (Patagonian blennie), 4884 nucleotides long. RefSeq names its product transcription factor EB (gene tfeb). The record is from RefSeq and is a predicted model, not a curated record. Gene Ontology annotation, molecular function: protein dimerization activity; RNA polymerase II cis-regulatory region sequence-specific DNA binding; DNA-binding transcription factor activity, RNA polymerase II-specific. Gene Ontology annotation, biological process: humoral immune response; regulation of transcription by RNA polymerase II; positive regulation of DNA-templated transcription. Lineage: Eukaryota; Metazoa; Chordata; Actinopteri; Perciformes; Eleginopidae. Gene Ontology annotation, cellular component: nucleus.